Molecule: messenger RNA, 360 nt
Organism: Cynoglossus semilaevis (tongue sole)
Lineage: Eukaryota; Metazoa; Chordata; Actinopteri; Pleuronectiformes; Cynoglossidae
Gene: snorc
Product: secondary ossification center associated regulator of chondrocyte maturation
Exons: 3
Coding region: 1-360 (119 amino acids)
Biological process (GO): cartilage development
Source: RefSeq, a predicted model, not a curated record
AUGGUCCACAGCAGCGGCAGCAGUAUCUGCAGACUCUUCCUGUUGGUCCUUCUUGGGCUCUUCAUCGCUUUCAUACACACAGAAACAGUUUUUGACCCGGUCUCAACAACCAGAGACAACCAGGAUACCACGUCCGGAGAGCCGCCCAGUGACGUCACCACCAAAGACCCUUUCCAGGACAUGACGGAGCAGUCCUCCACCAGUGACUAUGAGGACAUCACCCACUCCCUGACCAUAGACGAGGAAGAAGGAGUCCUGGGGGCCGGGGCCAUCACAGCCAUUGUUAUUGCGGUGUUCCUGGGAGCUUCUGUCCUUCUCGCCCUCAUCGUUAUCGCACUGAGAAAGUUCACAUCAUCCUAG